AUGACUGAACUACCAGAAUUUCACGAAUUAACCUUGCCCAAUGGCUUUAGCUACAAACAACCAACUGGGUUAUUCAUAAACAACAAAUUUGUUCCAUCAAUCAAAAAAGAGACAAUUGACACCAUAGAUCCGUCCAAUGGUGAAAAGAUAUGCUCAGUCUAUGCUGCAUCUGAAGAAGAUGUCGAUGUGGCUGUCAAAGCUGCUAAAGACGCAUUCAAAACUACCUGGAGACACACCUCAGGCAGCGAUAGAGGCAGAUUGUUAGUCAAGUUAUCUGAGUUGUGUGAAAGAGACACCGAUAAACUAGCUGCCAUUGAAGCAAUUGAUUCUGGUAAACCCUUUGAGCAAAAUGCAAAGGGUGACAUUGGUGAACUUUACAACGUUUUAAGAUACUACGGCGGUUGGGCCGAUAAAGUGCAUGGCCAGACAAUUCCAGUUGAUGAUAACAAAUUGGCAUACACUGUGCACGAACCAUAUGGAGUGUGUGGACAGAUUAUCCCAUGGAACUAUCCAUUGUGUAUGCUCAGUUGGAAAAUCGGGCCAGCUCUUGCUGCUGGUAACACAAUUGUAUUGAAAUCGGCUGAACAAACUCCAUUAUCAGCGUUGUAUCUAUGCAAUUUGGUUGUGGAAGCCGGAUUUCCAGCAGGAGUCGUGAACAUCAUCUCUGGGCUUGGACCAGUUGCUGGUUCUGCCUUGUCGACACAUCCAUUGGUGUCAAAGAUUGCAUUCACUGGAUCAACUGCUGUUGGUCAAAUCAUCCAAAAGGCUGCAUCGUCUAAUAUGAAGGCUGUCACACUAGAAACUGGUGGUAAAUCGCCAUUAGUGAUCUUUGAGGAUGCUAAUCUUGAACAAGCAGUCAAAUGGGCUGCUUUUGGUAUUUUCUUUAAUUCGGGGCAAGUUUGUACUUCAAACUCAAGGGUCUUGAUUCAAGAACCAAUUUAUAUGAAGUUUAUUGAAAAACUAAAGGAAUGCAUUGAUUCUGAUUAUAAACAAGGCUUGCCAUUCGGCGAUGACACAGUUAUGGUUGGUCCUCAAGUGUCCAAACAACAACAAGACAGAAUUUUGAAGUACAUUGAGAUCGGCAAGAAAGAAGGAGCCAAAGUGUUUACUGGUGGCUACAAAGUGACUGACGAUGAAGUGUUGGCCAAGGGAUACUUUGUGAAGCCAACUAUAUUCUAUGACGUUACACCUGAGAUGACCAUCUUCAAAGAAGAAAUAUUUGGGCCAGUUGUGUCGUGUAUUCCAUUCAAGACUGAGGAAGAAGCCAUCGAAUUGGCCAACGACACUCUGUAUGGGCUAGCAGCAGCAUUGUUCUCGAAGGAUAUCACCAGGGCACACAAAGUUGCUAGGGAGUUAGAAGCUGGCAUGGUGUGGAUCAAUUCAAGUAAUGAUAGCGACUUCAGAGUUCCAUUUGGAGGUGUGAAGAUGAGUGGUAUUGGUAGAGAACUUGGGGAGUAUGGAUUGACCAACUACACACAGACCAAGGCCUAUCAUGUUAACUUGGGGUGGGAUUUAUAA
Ascoidea rubescens DSM 1968 is the source of this 1518-nucleotide messenger RNA. Its product is annotated as aldehyde dehydrogenase. The record is from RefSeq and is a predicted model, not a curated record. Bases 1 to 1518 code for a protein of 505 amino acids. NCBI's taxonomy places the organism in Eukaryota, Fungi, Ascomycota, Saccharomycetes, Ascoideales, Ascoideaceae. The transcript has a single exon. Gene Ontology annotation, molecular function: aldehyde dehydrogenase (NAD+) activity.